Molecule: messenger RNA, 888 nt
Organism: Mixia osmundae IAM 14324
Lineage: Eukaryota; Fungi; Basidiomycota; Mixiomycetes; Mixiales; Mixiaceae
Exons: 6
Coding region: 1-888 (295 amino acids)
Cellular component (GO): mitochondrial inner membrane
Molecular function (GO): S-adenosyl-L-methionine transmembrane transporter activity
Source: RefSeq, a predicted model, not a curated record
AUGAACAAUGAUGACCGAGCGAAGCCUGUCACGACCGCUCUUCUCUCCGGUGCAGCUGCGGGCCUCUCUGUAGACAUUCUCUUCUUCCCCAUCGACACCGUCAAGACGAGGCUACAGUCCAGUCAGGGCUUCUGGUCAUCGGGUGGCUUCAGCGGCGUCUACAGAGGCCUCGGUUCAGUCGUCGUCGGCUCAGCACCAGGAGCUGCCUUCUUCUUUACAAGCUAUGAGACACUCAAGACCCGUCUGCCUCAUUUGCCCGGCUGUGACGGCCUUCGGCAUGAAAGAGGCCAGCCUUUGCUGCACAUGUUGGCCGCAAGCGGCGGCGAGAUUGCAGCUUGUCUGAUUCGGGUACCCACCGAGGUGGUCAAAUCGCGAAGUCAGGUCUCCCUUUACGCCGAUGGUCAGAAGCAACAUCAAGGCUCCCUGUACGCCUUACGGCAGGUCAUUGCGCAUGAAGGCGUUCGAGGAUUGUAUCGAGGUUUCGGCUCGACCGUCGCUCGAGAAAUACCGUUCACUUGCAUACAGUUUCCGAUGUAUGAACGACUGAAGCUUGCGCUUGCCAAGCGAAAGACGACGAGCGGCUCGGUUCAAGAUCUGUCUCUGCAAGCUACGGCCUUGUGCGGCAGUCUAGCCGGCUCCGUCUCUGCUGCACUUACCACGCCCCUCGACGUUGCGAAAACGCGCAUCAUGCUCAGCCGGCGAAGCGGAUCUGCAGUCCCGAGUGAACAAGUCUAUUCGAGUCAGAUCUUGCCCACAAUACGGCGCGUCUACACAGACGAAGGCCUGGCUGCACUUUUCUCGGGCGUCGUGCCGCGGACACUGUGGAUAGGCUUAGGCGGUGCAGUCUUUCUAGGCGUGUACGAAGCCUCUUGUAGGACACUUGCAUAG